GUUUGGGAUGUCAGUGACGUGAGCAACUAAGGAUUAUCUUUCUUUACCACAAGAUAACUGUCUUUAUCGAAAAAUAAUAAUAAUCUGCCGAAGUGCUUGCCAAAGGAAAGUUGGACCUCACAACCAGAUGUUCAACAGAGGGAGUAACUUCUGGCCAGAUGUGAGAAGAAUGUCCUGGUUAGGACCUUCUCUGAACGCUCGCCACUAACCGCUGACUUCACAUAUACGUCAAGAAGAUCUAUCAGACUCGAGGGACUGUAAGAGCUCCAUUUCACCACACUUUUUGGUUUCCCCCAAUGGCCUUUUAUUACUGAACUUCUUUCCAUCUUGAGACUUUCCUUCUGGUCUAAUUUUAAAGAGAAGUCGGUCCUUGGUGGCUAAUCAAGAAUGACAAAAUGUAGAGAACUCUUACUGUACUUUUGAGUGGGUGGAGGAUCUGGUGAAAUGCUUGGCUGACUCAACAGUUGGACGCAAAGAAGCACCUGUAUUUGUUUGUGUGCUUUCCGUUGGCCUUAAUAAUAAGGCUCUAUGGUCUAGUGGGGGGAACUCGUCAUGCCUGUUGCCGUUCGUAAGAAAAGCUGGGAGGAUCAUGUUACCCCACGCAUAGGAUUACAAUACAGCUAUGAUGACCUAGACUUGGUCUGCUGCCAUGUGCAUUAUCAGCACAGUAGAUGUGCCUCAAUGCCUGAGUGUAGUCAUCACCAGCCUCUGACAUUACCCUGUCUCCAGGAGGAUAUCAGAGAUGGUACAAGAACGAUGGCAAGGAUAGUGCAGAAGUUUGACGGUGGAACUCAACCUAGCUUUGAAGGUGCAAGGUCCCAAUCAUUGAUGCCAGGAGACACCGUCAAUGAUACAGCACAGCAUAAGAGUGACCGAGAUAGCAGGCCACCUUCAGACUAUGUGGCAAAUCAAGAUGAAUUGCAAUGUUCUGCUUCAGGAACUUUGCAAGCGCACAGUGGAGAUCCAGAUAAUAAGGAACUAAACAAGGAUAAAGAAUCUGCUUCACUUAGCCUGACACAUUAUGUACCUCCUACUGCAGUAUUCGCACCCGUAGAGGAAACGAGUGAUUUAUCAAAUGCAUUGAAGGACAAUAACUCUGUUAAAGUUGACUGUUCUGAAAUAACUUCAGAAAAUAUUGAAUCCACGAUGAAGGUCAGUGUGGGCAGUCGGAUGUUACUACAUGAACACAUGAGUGUCACAAGCGAGUUCACAUAUAUAACUAAUAAACCUCCCACCUCUGAUUCACAGCAGAAAUCUGCUGACCCACGUAAUAUUGUGAAAGUACAAUGUUGUGAAAAUUCUAAAAGGAGGAUUUUAACAUGUGGAAUGCUAGCUGAAUGUUCGUACACAGGCAGAACUGUGAUCCCAAACUUACCAUCAUCAGUUUCUCAAGAAAUGCACAUUCCAGAAGCUAGCUCAGAUGCUAAUAAAGCAAGUCUAGUGUCCAAACAUUGCAUAGUGCCUCAAGGUCAAGACGAUGAAAAUCAGGAGGAUGAUGGCAUUUUUAAAUGUUCUGAUCAUGAGAUGUUAAUAAUUGGAAGCCUUAAACCACCUGCUUGUGAAAGUUCUCUACUGGAACCAUCUGGAAAAAUUGACAUCUCGGAAACGAGGCAUGACUGCUUCUCAAAACUCCAAACUAUCCAUGAGGGGUCCUUUGCUGAAUCGGGAGAUGAUGCUUCAGCUCAGAUAUCAGUAGAGAUGCCAGUAAAUCUAGCAAGUGCAGAAUUAAAAACCAACAACUGUGAGAAUUUGAUAAGUUCAGAGGAUGAAGACAUAAGUCUAAAGGAGCCAACAAGAGAAGAACCUCAACCUGAAGGACUCUAUGAUGAACAUCAGGCAAACCAAUACACAAAUACAGCCAAAGACACAGAGAGUGUCCCAAAAGCUGAAGGAUCCCUUGUCAAGCUUCGCACAAGGAAGAGCUCACGGGAGGAGAGGGAGAAAGAAAGGUCACGUUUGGACUCCAUGGUUCUGUUAAUAAUGAAGUUGGAUCAGCUGGAUGAAGAGAUUGAGAAUGCUCUAAGCUCCUCUCUCAAUAGUACUCCCAACUUUAAGAGGCACAUCAUCUCUGAAGUUGAUUUAGAAAUGCAGGAUUCAGCAGGAAGUCUUUCAGGCUCCUCCCAGUCUCUAAACACCCCACUUUAUCGCUCAUCAUCAUCGCUGUCUUCAUCAGGACCCUCUGGAACUUCUGGGGCUAGACCAAAAAAUGAGAUCUCUGCUGUGCUUUCCGAGAAAGACAGAGCCGAAAUCGAGGCGAAGGAGGCGUGUACAUGGCUAAGGGCUGCUGGUUUUCCACAGUAUGCUCAGCUUUAUGAAGACGGCCAGUUCCCGAUUGAGAUUUCCUCUGUUACCAGAGAUCAUGACUUCUUGGAUCAAGAUGCCAUAGAAGCCUUGUGCAGGAGACUGAACACCCUAAACAAGUGUGCUCUUAUGAGAUUAGAGAUCACCCCUCAAAGAAAAAGAAGUGAGGACUCUGAUGAAGAUGAGCCAUGUGCCAUAAGUGGCCGUUGGACUUUCCAGCGGGACAGCAAGCGCUGGUCUCGCCUGGACCAGCUGGACCUUGAUGUAUUCUCCUCUCCUGCUGGAGACACUGGCUCCUUCACUCCCUUCCUAUCCCAUGAUGAUUGUUUUGCCAGAGGACCCCUUUUAAAGGAGGGAGUUAGUGCAGAGAGCAUCUUAACAGAUCUUAGUGAGCAACCAGAGGUGGACUCUCUGCACAGUGCUGGUAGUGGAUGCCGAGGAGGGUCCCUGACUACCACUGUACCAUCCAGCCCUGCUACAACCAUUUCCAAUGCAAACACAGCAACUACAACCAGGGCGAGCUCAGUUGCUAGUGUUUACUCCUCUGGAACAUCAGGUGCUAAUGAAGACUCCCUGUCUGAUGGGCUUCCAUCGCCAAUGGAACGCGACACUUUUGCAUUCGAUUUAAAACCAAGCUUUAUAAACAGCAGUACUGAAAAAAGCACACGUUCGCGAGCAAAGAGUUUCUUGAAGCGCAUGGAAAGCUUGCGUCUACGCACCAGCAGCAAUGCUUCCUCCAAGCGCAAGAAGAAGGGUGUAGCUGGUCAAGGUAAGCUGGAAAUCAGCGGGCCGGUGUUGAAAGAAGGUCUUGAUGAAGACAAACUACGAAGCCUCAACUGUGUGGACAUCGCAACUCUGGAUCGUAAUGCAAACCAAAACCGAAGCAUCACCUAUUCAACGCAGACAAGCAGUGGGAGUGCAGGGAGUAGCCAAUCAGAGGCCAGCAGUGGAAGUACUGUAAGUACGCCCAGUCCAGUCUCAAGAGCACGUAGUCACAGCACAGCAGCAGGGUCCACCAAGAGAGGUGGGAUGUACCUGGAAGGCUUUGACCCAUUCAAUUUUGUUGUGCUGCAACCUUCAGAAGACCAAAAAGGGAAGCAGAAUCACCAGAAACAAAGUAAGAAGAUGGAGCCCAGCUCAACUGCAGAGAACUGUCACAACUUUCAGAGUUCAGAUUAUAGACGGAUGGAGGAAGAAGAGAGAGAAGAAGAGGAAGGAGGUGUGAUCUUCUUCUACUUGCCUGAAGGCCACAAGCCUGGCACUUUUCCUAAAGCACUUGCGGAUGGGGGACCCUAUCGUGGUGGCGAUAAUAUAAGUCGACGCCCACCCCGGAGGGGCUCGGUCACCUCACUGGACAGUCGAUUGAGUGUCUAUGAUAAUGUUCCUUUCUCAGAAGUGGGAGAUGAUGAGGACGAGGCAGAAGGAGAGGAUGAGUCAAAACUUGAAGACGUGUUGGAGCGAGUCAGUGGACUACAGCAAUUGGUCAAUGCCUGGUCAGAAACAGGGACUGGGGAAGAAGAAGAGGAUGAAGAGGAAGGGGAUUCAGACUCAGCCCUUGAUUCUGCAUCUCCUUGUCCAUCAUCCCCAAUGCAGAACCGCUUAGAAGAGACAGAGAACGGUAGUGACCAGGACAGCACUGGAAACCCACUAGCAGAAAGGGAUGAGACGCUCAGCUCACGUGAAAGAUGCGACUCUGGUGUGGGAGCAUCACUUACACGAGCCAACAGACCUCAGAGACUGCGCUGGCCAAGUUUCCAGAGCUCCCACAGGCCAAGUCUGUCAUCAACUGUGCUACAAGUUGGAUGUCAGUCAGUUUUGCAGAUGAACCUCCUUCAGAAAUACAGCCUACUCAAACUUACCGCUCUACUGGAGAGAUACACGCCAACCAACAAGCAUGGCUUCAGCUGGGCAGUUCCCAAGUUUAUGAAGCGGAUCAAGGUUCGAGACUAUAAGGACAGGAGUGUGUUUGGAGUUCCACUGCAGGUGAUAGUUCAAAGAAGCGGACAAACCUUGCCUCAGAGUAUUCAGCAAGCUAUGCGUUACCUACGGAGCCAAUGCCUCGAUCAGGUGGGGCUGUUUAGGAAAUCUGGGGUGAAGUCACGUAUCCAAGCCCUUCGCCAAAUGAACGAGUCAUGCGGCGCUGGUGGGGGCGGAGUCAACUACGAGGGCCAAUCAGCUUAUGACGUGGCCGACAUGCUAAAGCAGUAUUUCCGAGACCUUCCAGAGCCUCUGCUUACCAGCAAAUUAUCUGAUACUUUUCUGCAGAUAUAUCAGUAUGUUCCCAAAGAGCAGCGUCUGCAGGCGGUGAGGGCCGCCGUAUUGCUGUUGCCAGACGAGAACCGCGAAGCCCUGCAGACUUUGCUGUGCUUCCUGAGUGAUGUAACGGCCAGUGUGGGUGAGAACCAGAUGACCUGCACUAACCUGGCCGUGUGUUUGGCCCCCUCUCUCUUCCACCUCAACACAAUGCGGAGAGAGAGCUCCUCACCCAGAGUCAUGAACAGAAAGAACACCCUGGGAAAACCAGACCAGAGGGACUUGAACGAGAACCUGGCCGCUACACAUGGCCUAGCGCAUAUGAUACAGGAGUGCCGAAAACUCUUCCUGAUCCCAGAAGAGAUGUCACGCUGUAGGAACUCUUACAUGGAGCAGGGCUUGAGUCCCAUGAGGAUGGAGGUGUUGGUGGAAGACAGCAGUUCUUGUAGCUACCAAAGUCUCCUCAAAGACAGUACCGAUGCCCUGUUUAAAGAAGCCAAGGACAAAUUCAAGGGUUAUGACAGCUGCUCGACUCCUGAAAACGCUGAGCUUGCAUAUAAGAAGGUUCAGGACGGGUCAUCUCUGCGACAGUGGAAAGUGUGCGUGGACAUGCCUGCAUCGGCUGAGGACGUCUUGCAGCGGAUUCUGCGGGAGCAGGAACGCUGGGAUGAGGACCUGUUAGAGUGCAGGAUUGUGGAAACACUGGAGCAUAACACGGAAGUCUAUCAGUAUGUCAGGAACUCAAUGGCGCCCCAUCCACCAAGAGACUACGUGGUGCUCAGGUCAUGGAUGACAGACUUGCCCAAGGGAGUGUGUGCUCUGGUGUGUGUGUCAGUGGAUCACGAGGGUGCAGGGGUUCUGGGUGUUCGUGCUAAUGUUCUGACCUCUCGCUAUUACAUCGAACCCUGCGGACCCAACAAGAGCCGGCUCACACACAUUUCCAGAAUAGACUGCAGGGGUCGUUGCAAAGAAUGGUACAAUAAGCUGUAUGGUCACCUGUGUGCUGCAGAAGUGGUGCGGAUACGUGACUCUUUUACCUGCCUGGACAAAUAAACAUGCAACCUGGCAUGUGCUUUGACGUUUCAUUUCACCUCUCCGAACUCUAACUCUAGAGAGGAAGAAUGAUGAUGAUUUAAAACUCCCUUAACAUACGAUCUGAGCCCUUAUAUGAAAUAAACCAAUGACUGUGCUGAAAUCAACAAGCUACAUUGGUCAAAGCUCUUGCCAUUUGGAUGGAUAAGCCUGAAAGACUGGAAAUGGGCGUCCCUGCUGCUAUGACAUCAUCAUCACUGAUGGCAAAACAUUUGACCUUUUUACUGAUCAUGUCAUAGGGUGACUACAUAAAACGGGAGGUGCUUUUGCUUCUGAGAAGCAAGUAUGCAUGUGUUUAUUUUUAUUUUUUUUGAAUGAUUGUGGAAGUAAGCCUUUAGUGUGUCUGAUUUGAAUGUGUAUUAUUGACAAAUGAGACAUAUUCCAUGCACUGACACCUGCUGCAAUAUAGUGUUUAAACCUGUUUCUGUGUGUGUGUGUCACUGUUACAUAGUCUGCAAUGCUGUGUACGGUGCUUUCAUAAUAUUUAAGAGAAUGUACUGAUGGAUGAAUGGAUGGACAGACAUGUUUGUCUCUAUACAAGACGGAAGGUGGUGGCUGGCACACCUUUGAAAGGAAGACAGGAAAUGUGCGACGGAGGAAAAGACUAGAGCAUGUAUACACUUAAACAGCACAGAGGGUUCCAACAGCACCAAAACCAAAGCUGAGAUCAAUACAAUGUGGACCAAUUCUACAUAGCAAAGUAAUCCAAGGAUUCAACACAGGACUCCAAAGAAAACAUAAAUACAGUUUCCUCACUCUGAGGCCUGUGAUUGGUCAUGGUCAGUGCUGCAAACCAAUAAAAUUCCUUCAGCGGCUUCGACCAUUUAACAUCUGAGCCCUGGGAAAAGAGAGUGUUACGAAGGACUCAAAGGAUAGGAAAAGCUUUUUGGGUUGAAUGUUCAGGUUUGAUUAUAGGGGCCUACCGAGGCAAUCAUUUUGUCAGAGGAUGGUAAAGAGUGUACGAGUGGAAAUGAUGUCUGUUUGUUUGUCAGUGUUAACCAGAAAUGAAGUAAAAUUCUAAAAUAGUAACGAAGCUUGCAUUUACACUUAACUAUAACCAGGCCUGCGGUCACGUCAAUAAAGUAGGAGUGCUACUGAUGCUUCAGAUGAGUCCAGUACUCCUAUUGAGGUGCUUUAGUGGGUUGGAUGUCUCGAUUUAUUGCUACUUACGUGGCUGUCCAUGGCGGUGUAUCAUAAACGUGUGUAAAUGAAAUGUAUGCUGCCAAACGGAGAAUAACGCAUGACAAUGACCUCUCUGUAUUUAUAUCACUCAUAUCGUGUUUUUUUGUAUGUAUCUUAUUUUAUUGUAAAUGUUACACUCUUAAGUUACAGAAAUGAGAAAGUUGUUUAUCUUUUUUAUUAUUAAUGUUAUUUCUGUACAGAUUAAUCGUGGUCAAAAUGCACUAUUAAAUGUAUUAAAACAGCAUGAAAACAGCAAA
This is a messenger RNA of Carassius gibelio (silver crucian carp), 7085 nucleotides long. Its product is annotated as rho GTPase-activating protein 7. The transcript has 18 exons. Gene Ontology annotation, biological process: signal transduction; regulation of Rho protein signal transduction; actin cytoskeleton organization. Bases 553 to 5607 code for a protein of 1684 amino acids. The record is from RefSeq and is a predicted model, not a curated record. Gene Ontology annotation, cellular component: focal adhesion; membrane raft. Lineage: Eukaryota; Metazoa; Chordata; Actinopteri; Cypriniformes; Cyprinidae. Gene Ontology annotation, molecular function: GTPase activator activity; lipid binding; protein binding.